Messenger RNA from Rhizopus microsporus ATCC 52813, 759 nucleotides. RefSeq lists its product as uncharacterized. Bases 63 to 464 code for a protein of 133 amino acids. The transcript has 2 exons. The record is from RefSeq and is a predicted model, not a curated record. NCBI's taxonomy places the organism in Eukaryota, Fungi, Mucoromycota, Mucoromycetes, Mucorales, Rhizopodaceae.
CGGGAUUAAACGCGCAUAAACACGUCUAGAACAAUUAAUUUAUUUUUUUUUUUUUUAUCAGCAUGGCAGAGGAUGAGGAUAAGCGCUUUCAGGAUCUUCCUCAAGUCGAACAAUUGUUGGAAGAAUUCAAGGCGUUAAAGAUAUUAAAGGAAAUAGAAGAAUCUCGGAGAAAUAUUGAUCAUGAGAUGCAAGAAUAUGAACAACGACAUGUAGAACAGUUUCAAUCGAGUCAAAGUGAAUUAGAGCGAUUGAGGGCAAAAGAAGCCAGUGUGAUUGAAGAAUACAAGACCAUGUUGGAAAGAAAUAAGCAAUCGAAACUAGGACAUGAAUCUAUGGAAGAGAAUAUUCGACAACUCGAUGUGCAGAUUGCUGAAUUACAGAGAGAAAGAGAAUCAUUGAUGAAGCAAGUUCAAGUGUUGCGUGAAAAGGAAUUUUCACCUACCAAUAUUCCUAGUACAGAGUAAAUAAAAAAGGGAGAAAUGAUGAUCGUCCGCUGAUCAUACCCAAUGCAUAGGCUUACACUUGCCUUAUUUGAAGGGCUAGGGAUUAAACCAGUGAUGGAAGAUGGACAAGUAAAGAAGUUGAUACUAGAAACUCAGGAUAAGUUACGUUCAUGUGUAUUUGAUGUGACUGAGCGUAGUGCGUCAUAUAAUACAAGCUUCAUUUGGAAGUUUCUUGCGAAAGGAUUAGACGAAUAAAUAGUUUAUUAUACCCCCCUCCUAUAUUUAUGAAGUAAGGGACCAAAAUGUAUUAAUAAAA